AUGACUGUGGAAUGGGAUUUUGUUGAGAAAAUGUUGGUGGCUCUUAAGUUUCCUGCUCAUUUCAUCAAGCUCAUUAUGUGUUGUGUCAAAUCUCCUAGAUUUUCUCUCUCUAUAAAUGGUUCCCUGCAUGGAUUCUUUGAAGGCAAUAGUGGUCUUAGACCGGUUGAUCCUCUGUCUCCCCUCCUGUCUGUUCACCUGAUGACGCAAGGGUUCCAGCUCUUCUCAAAUACAACAAGCUUGAAAGCUAGCCCCUCUAAGACUUCUGUAUACUAUUCUGGAAUGUCUGAUACUAAUGUGCAAAGAAUCAUGGGCAAAACAUGUUUUGCUAAGGGGAGCUUUCCUUUUAGAUAUUUAGGUAUUCCUAUUUCUUCUAAAAAGAUUAAAGUUGGGGAAUGUGAGAAGAUAGUGGAGAAAAUGUGUGCCAGAAUUAAGAUCAUGGUAAUGCCAAAAGGGGUAUACAAAGCUGUAAAUAGUAUUUGUAGGAAUUUUCUAUGGAAGGGCACUGCUGAUUCUAGUGGUCCAGGAAAAGUGGCAUGGGAUUAUAUGUGCAAGCCAAAGAAAGAAGGAGAGCUGAAUUGGUGGGGUUACUCUCCUAAAGUAGGAGAUAGUUGGUACUGGAAAGCUAUUUGUCAUGUGAAAGAUCUGAUGAAAGUUUACCUGACUGAGGAUUAG
Messenger RNA from Spinacia oleracea (spinach), 672 nucleotides. RefSeq lists its product as uncharacterized. Bases 1 to 672 code for a protein of 223 amino acids. The record is from RefSeq and is a predicted model, not a curated record. NCBI's taxonomy places the organism in Eukaryota, Viridiplantae, Streptophyta, Magnoliopsida, Caryophyllales, Amaranthaceae. The transcript has 4 exons.